UGAUGAAUGCAGCUAUUUGGUGAGAACAGCGGUGCGGGAGGCGGGCCGUCCUGAUGGGGGCGAGGGAGAAGGGGCGCGGGAGUCGCUGCAGGAGAGUUACCGUAUUUGCGCUGGGCAGCGCAGACUCUAGAGGAGGGAGCCACUGCUGGAGACCGGAGGAGCAAGGGCGCAGCCUGGGCUGUGAGUGCGCGAGGGGGUGCAGAAACUUGGGGGAGGCAAAGGGGCCGUCGCUUUAGACCUUCCCCGUAGUCGGAGGCCUUAGUCAGGGAGGUAGCUGGGGAGAGCCAGGAGGCCGCCCAGAGACAAGGCCAGGCUGAGAUUGGCCAAGGGGACGGUGAUGGUCUGCCUCUGCAAAUGUCAAUGCCGCCGGCUGGGGAAAGCUUUGUGGGUGGGGUCUAUUGCCAGGAGGACGGUCCCCUGCUGGGGGGUGGGAGGCGGUGUGGGUUCCACCCUGGCCUGAGGGUAGGGGGAGACAAAGGGGAUGUCUCUGAGAUCCCACUCUGCAGAUUGAUCGACUGAGGUUGUAGUGAGCAGUGAUUUCUGAAAGUGUGGAGAAGGCCUGCGUGGAGGUCUAGGUCCCUGAUGGGGGUGGAGGACUGCAGGGGAGUGCCAGCUCAGCCAGCUCCGGAGCAGGCCCCAGUGCUCUGCAGGAGCAGGGGCCCUAGGUCUUCUGGGGGGCAUGGAGGUAAUGGCAGCAGACUCUGCCCUGCAGGAGCCAUGGUGCUUUGGGUGUCUAUGCCUCUGCGGUGGUCUUGUGUCUGUGUGCAUGUGCAUUUUGAGGGGCAUUUAGUUGGUGAGCAGCUGCUACAUUGAGAACAGCUUUUGACAGUGAGUCAGGAAACUUAGGGCCCAGUCCUGGCUCACCUUGUGUGACCUUGGGCAAGUAAGCUGACCUCAGUUACCCCAUCUAUACUGGAGGGCUCAGUAAGAACUGCUGCUGCUUCCCCAGGGUUGCUGUGAGGACAAUGGGAAACAAUUUAUAUGAGGAACACCGUGCCCUGGGGAAGAGGAUACUCAGCAGAACCAGCAUGAAUGGGAUGGAGCUGAACUUGGGUGUUUGUUGAGGAUCUGGCCAGGCUUUGGUAUGUUGGGGAUGCCAAGAGGAAUCUAGCUGAGACCAGCCCCUGGGAGUUCACACUCCGUUUCAGUGGCAAGCCUCAUUCUGAUAAACAAAGAGCUGCUGCUUUUAAUGUUUACUUGAGAUUACUUUCAAGUUUACAGGGUUUUUGUUUUGUUUCUUUUCAGCUUUUCAAAAAUGUCUUUGAACCACCGGUGACCCCAUCCUUCCCUCCAAAUUGGGGAUACGUCCCCCCCCCCCCUUGAGAUUCUGGUGGGAGAGUUAAGACCUAUCCAGGCACAAGCUGACUCCCAAUACUAGAAACCUCUUUUAGUUGCCCAACAGGAUAUAGUGAUUGCUUUUGGCAGGUGCGGUGCUUGGUGUUGGGGCUAAAGGAAGGAGACCACUCUGUCCUUAAGGCAUGCCUGGAGGCCCUGGGCACGACCCAGGUGGCAUGCAUUCAGUGUGAUGACUGAGGGCUUGAGGUUGGGCCCCAAGGCUCAGGACGGCUGGAGGAGUCAGGGAAGGCUUUUGGGAGGAGGUGGCACUUGAGAAGGUUGUGAUCAAGUGGUAGAAGAGAAGGGCACUCCGGCAGGGAAGCACUGGCUUGUACAAGACUGAGGGGCAGAUGAAGUUGCGGGAAGUCCCUGCAAUGUCCUCCCUGAGGUUGGGGGCCGGUUGAUCCUCGGACCCCCCGACCCUCCCCUGACUCCUCUCUCUGCUUCUGCCUCCCCAGGGGCUGGUGACUGCGGCUGGAAGCGCCCAUGACAGAGCUGGCGUUCGGGGGCGGGUCCCCUGCGGGGGACGGGGAGGAGGGCCUGGGGGACGAGCGAGGCCUGGUCAUCCACCACCCCGCGGAGGAGCAGCCUCACCGCUGCCCACUGUGCGGCCAGACCUUCUCGCAGCAGCCCAGCCUGGUGCGGCACCAGAAGGCGCACGCCGGGGUGGGCCGCGCGGCCUCCUUCGUGUGCCCCGAGUGCGGCAAGGCCUUCAGCGUCAAGCACAACCUCGAGGUGCACCAGCGCACGCACACCGGCGAGCGGCCCUUCCCCUGCCCGGAGUGCGGCCGCUGCUUCAGCCUCAAGCAGAACCUGCUCACGCACCAGCGCAUCCACAGCGGCGAGAAGCCGCACCAGUGCGCACAGUGCGGCCGCUGCUUCCGCGAGCCGCGCUUCCUGCUCAACCACCAGCGCACCCACGCGCGCAUGCCCGCGCCGCACCCGCGCCGCCCCGGAGUGUUCGGGGAGCGGCGGCCCUACUUCUGUGCGCGCUGCGGCAAGAGCUUCGCGCGCGAGGGCUCGCUCAAGACCCACCAGCGCAGCCAUGGCCACGGCCCCGACGGCCAGGCGGCCCAUUUAGGCCGCGUGCUAUGAUGCGCUCCGGACCUGCCGCCGCAGCCAGUGUCCUGCCCCAGGGCCGCGCCCGGGACUCCUGGAGCCGGCGUGGGGCUGCGGCCCGUGUUCUGGAUGCGAUCCCCGGAGACCAGGAGGGCGGGCUUGGGGUCUUGAAAGAGUGGGCCGUGGCCCGCCUUGGGCCACCUCCUCCCGAGUCUUCUCCACCCUCCGGCUGGCCACCCACAGCUGCCCCCGCGCUGGUUUUCGUCCUCAGGCUCACCCGGCCUAGAGUAGAUGUGGAUUGGGCAGGACCUCUGGGCAGUGUGUAAGGCACAUCUGGGCACAGAGACUAGGAAUGGGGCCCUACGGGGGCCUGCCCGCUGGCAUGAGGACACGUCCCUAAGAAGACCUACCUCGGGAGGUGCCCUGCAGAGGGGACCCGUGCAGCCUGGAAUUGGAGGCAGGUUCUGUGCCCUGGUGGAAAAUCCCCCCCUUCUCCGACCUGCUGGGAGUCACGGCCGAGAGAAGAGCUCGUCGUGGCUGCCUGGCCAUAGACUUCCACUGUCAUGUGGCAGCGGGGACAAUGCCUGUGUGGAGAGCCGGCUUCUCUGCGCCUGUCUGGCCCACCAGAGACAGGAAGUAACUGGCCUAAGAGAACACAGCAAGUCGGUAGCAGACCUGGCUCUAGAGGCAAAGCCUUCCCCCAGGUGUAAACCAUACCUGCAGGGUUCACUUGCCUUUAGAGCAAUGGUUCUUAAUACUUUGGGGGCACGAAGCCCUUUGAAAAUCUCACAAAUGUUAUGAACCUUCUCCCCAGGAAAACAUGCAUACCCACGUAGACACAAGAAUCUACAAGCAAUUUUAGAGCUCCCAGACUCCAGGCUGAGGUUCUUGGCCCCAGGACCUAACAUGCCACUCUUUCCUUACCUGACCGAGAGCCCAGAGUCUGGGCCACCAUACAAGUAGCAUUACUCCCUCCCCCCGGCUGAACUUCCUUCCCUCGUUCAGGAAUAAAGAAUUCUGAGUAGGGGACCCUUCUAGUCACUUUCUUCUCCAGGGCCUAACAGUGCAUCAGGCUUCUGGAACCUUUCCUCCCUCCCACAGGCCUUGCCAGAGGCUCUCUGGGUUGGGUUUGCUCUUCUCUGGCUUGGGGUGCUUGCUCUGGUUUUCACCACACAAGCUGC
Nyctereutes procyonoides (raccoon dog) is the source of this 3575-nucleotide messenger RNA. Its product is annotated as zinc finger and SCAN domain-containing protein 2. The record is from RefSeq and is a predicted model, not a curated record. Lineage: Eukaryota; Metazoa; Chordata; Mammalia; Carnivora; Canidae. Gene Ontology annotation, biological process: regulation of transcription by RNA polymerase II. Gene Ontology annotation, molecular function: RNA polymerase II cis-regulatory region sequence-specific DNA binding; DNA-binding transcription factor activity, RNA polymerase II-specific.